UACUUCCUUGUUUAUUUAUUUGCCUUCGGUCUUCAUCCAACACGGAUGUAUUUCCUCAAACAACUGAAUUUUGGUUUACAAGAAAGUCCAAUAAGUAAUUAUAAAUACAUUGCUAAAAUUACGGGAAUUGGUGUGACACCAUUACGUGAACGUUGAAAUGGAAUCAGACCUCUUCAGUUUGCUCGAGGAAAGACCAGGAGAAAAUUUUAAUUCAGAGUCUUCAACUAUAAAUUCUGGUGAGUUAAACCUUGGGGUAGACGACAACGCCGGAUACCAGAUGACGUCAAACGCAACAACAGAUCAGCCGUCAGGGUAUUCUCAAGAUUCAACUGUAGACAGCAGAAUUCAUAGAGGAGUGAGCAGACGGUAUUCAGGUCAUGACCUGAUGGAGAUUCGCCGUCAGAGGGAAAUAAAUAAGGCCAAAAAAGAAGCAGCCGCUUUGGACGAGAGUUUUAUUCUCGAAAAACUGGCUGACGUUGAACCAGUAGCAGUGACAUUCUACGAUAAAGCUACAGGAAUUACAUUCGAUGCUGCUGGUAAUGAAAUAUCCAGAAGUCAAUACGAAUUAGAUAACGUUGAGAAUCUGCAGGCCACUGAUCGGGUUCGGCUUAUCAAUACAAGAGAUACGAAAAACCCCUUGAUGAGAAACCCCUUGAGGGGAAACCCCUUGAGAGGAAAGCCCAAUGGAAGAAAAUCCUACAGAGAUUCACCUUUCAACACACACGAUGAUCGAAGAAGGCAUGAAGGUACAUCCCGCCAUCCACACGCUAAUCCAUGUAACAUCGGGUUGUAUCCAAUUGAUCAACAGGCUUAUCCUCACCUAUCCAUGAACCAAAAUCAAAAAGUUAAUCCAGAAAGUUAUCAAAGAAUGAGACAACCCGUGAAUGAAUUACUUUAUCAACCGAUGCAUCCACCAAUGAAUCCACAAACCAACCAACAGACCGCUGGGCAAUACCCACAGAACGCAACCACUCAACCCAACAACAGACAGAACGUGUGGUCGACCAACCAGCCACAACUAAUCAUCAUACAACAACCCCUUCCUCUAUCAACCCAACCCAGUUAUUACGGACAACCACUAGAUUCAGAUACACAACAGGAUGUUAUGCUCACCGAGUCGUAUGGCUGUUACAUAGCAAUCAGCAUCUUUACUCUCCUGUUCUGUUUCGUCCCCUUCGGCAUCAUCGGCUUACGUUUAUCAAUAAAUGCUUGUAUUUUGUACAGAGAAAGACAGUUUGUUGACGCCGAACGUAAUGCCAAAAAAGCUUGUGGCUUCAACGCCGCCGCUUUAGUGGUGGGCGUCAUCGUAUAUUGCUUUCUAUUAGUAUGGUACUUCAGGUUCAGAUAACCGACUUCGUGAGAAUUGUGAUCAAUGUGUACCUAGUUGCUUGUGUUUUGUUAAAAAAGAAAAUCCAGAUUGAAAAUGUCUGUAUCAUACGCAGGUUCGAACAUUAGUCAAUACUCGUAACAGCCUUCAUGGGACGGUGGCGUCGGAUUUUAGGGCAUACAUCUGCUAACCGAAAGUCUCGAGUUCGAUUCUCGGGUUCAAGUCCUUCUAAGUCUCAUAAUUCACCUAACUGGCUUACAAUGAAUAAUGUGUAGGCGGCUGGGCAUAGUGCUGACCACUCUAUCCCUUUAUAUGCCGAGGUCACUGAAAUAGGUGAACACUACUUCGCCUAUCUCAAGAUCGUCUUGUUUGAUAGGGUACUUUUUAAAAAUAAGUCUUUAUAACAACAAGGUUAUAAAAGCACUCUUUUGAUUAAGUGUGUUUUAUUUUCAUAAUUUAUAAUUAUGUAUUUAAAGCUUUUUAAUACACUUUUUUUUAUAGAUUUCUUUGUUUACUACUUCUUAAUACUUAUAAAAUUCAAAAUAUACAUUCUUAGCCGAUAUUUUAGUUUUUUUU
Physella acuta is the source of this 1903-nucleotide messenger RNA. RefSeq lists its product as uncharacterized. The record is from RefSeq and is a predicted model, not a curated record. Gene Ontology annotation, cellular component: membrane. NCBI's taxonomy places the organism in Eukaryota, Metazoa, Mollusca, Gastropoda, Physidae.